GGGCAUUUCAUCGGCGGCGUUUCCCUCUUCUCUUUCUUUGUUCCUUUAAUUUUCCUGUCAUCCCGCGGGGCGCCCAGCCCUGCAGACAGCCCCCGGAGCAUAUGUGCGUGUCACAGGCAGCCUGCUCUCCCGGCGGAGGGGGAGGGCGCCUUUCGCAUGGAUCCGCUCGCUAGCUGAGGGCAGCGCCGCGCCGGGCCGGGUCCUGUGAUGCAGCAGUCGUGUGCGGGCAGGCCCCCCUUCUAGGCGCUGCCUGCGCUCUGCGCACGGGGUGGCGGAGGCGCGGGGCUUGGCCCCGCUCCAUGGAGACCAAUGGCAUCGCUUCCACCCACCCCCACCGGCCCCGAGCCCGCCGGCACGCACAGCUACACGCUACAGCCCACCAUGGCCCCACCGCCGCCGCCGCCGCUCCAGCCGUCGGCGAGUGGAAAGGUAGAAGGCCAGCCCAAUGGUGACACAAUCCCAGCUGAGCAAGCCAACCCUUCAGAUGACACUGUUGCUGGUGCUGGGAGUCGUCAGAAUGAUCAGAUAGUGCAGAAAAUAGAGGAAGUGCUCUCUGGAGCCCUUGAUACAGAGCUGCAGUGCAAAUCAGAUGUAGACAAAAAUACUGUGAAAAAUAGUUCUCAGCCUACAAAAAGAAGCUCUACUGCUGAAGAUGAAAUUCCUAGGAAAAAAUCAAAGAAGAACAAGAAGCACAAAAGCAAGAAGAAGAAGAAAAAGAAGAAGAAAAGGAAGAAAGAGAAAAAGCAUAAAAAGCAGCCAAAGGAGGCAAAGCUGAGUGCACGUCAUGGAGACCGUGGGGACGCACAGCCUACUUCUCAGUUAAUACCAGAGAAAUCAAGCUCCAAACUGAGCGUACAGCAUGGAGGAUUUGAAGGUGCAAAUCUGGCUGUCCAUACGCAGCCAGAACUGUGCUUGCAAACAAGUGCGGAGCUUGACAGACAAGCUGUAGGGCUUGUUUCUCAUUCAGGAACUGAUUCUCAGCAAUCUACAGAAAAUCUUGGGAGUGAGCAGGGGACUUUGUUUGCAGCAAAUCCUCCAUUUACUUUAGAAGGCAGUCAGUCUGAUACCCAAGGAGAUGCUAGUAUAGCUCAAACUAGAAUUUGCACUAGAGAAGAACAAAUUAAACAGUCUCAUGACAAUAUUUAUCCUAUAGCUAUUAAUGUGAGUGAAAAGGGUGUUCUUAUUGAUACUGGAAGUAAUACUUCAUCUAGCAUCCUGUAUGAAGUCACCAAUAAAUCUGACAUACAGAAAGAUUCAACAGUAACUCUAGCUUCAGAGGUAGUUGAGGCACUAAAAGGUUCAGCAGUUACUCUGAAAUCUGAAGGCACUGGGGAAGUAAAAGCUUUGGAUACAGCUCCUGAGUCUGAGUCCAUGGAGGUGUUGACAUAUUCAGAAGCAUUUCUACAGUCUGUGGCACAGGGGGGAGCAAAAGAAAUGGAAGCAACUUCGGAGUCUGUGUAUUCAGCAAGUAAUGUAACAACUAGUCCUAAAUUUGCAAGUCAGGCAGAUCUGAGUACUGUGAAUGUAGCUCACAUGUCUGUGGCCAUGGAAGAAGUGAGAAUUCAAGAAGCAACUGAAAAAUCUCUGCCUAUGGGAAAUGUGGAAAGAUCUUUGCAAUUAGGAGGUCUGAGCAGAACUUUGGAGCCAGCCGUGAAAAUCUCAGUUACAUCUGAUGACUUGAGAGUGAUGCAGGCCAGUCCCAUCGAGGGUUCAAGUGUUUUGAAGGCAGAUACGUCUUUGCAACAUCCUUAUAAAGUAUCUGCAGCGGCUGCUGUGACCCAGAUGGAAAUAAAAAGUGUCAAUAUGGACCAGGGCUCAGGAGCUGUUACAGAAGUGAAGGGUAUUGAACCAGCUAGAAGCUCUGGACAUACGGAAAAUGUGAAAACUUUGGAAGGAGCUUUGCAGCCAGUUGCUGUAGGAAAGCCCGAAAGUUUGGAAACAAUCCUGAAACCUGUGGAUGUUGCAGCAAAAGAUGUCACAGCAGCUCAAGAACAUCUGCAGGCUGAAGUAAAAUAUGUGGAAGGUACCACUGGUCCUGCAACAGUGUUGUAUGCAUCAAGAGUGUUCCUACAGCCUAAUGUCUUGACAGACACAAGAAGUGUGGGUAGAACCCAGGAAUCUAUCCUUCCAGCAGAAUUGACACAUGUGAAUGUGGUUGCGGAGAUAGAGGGUUUAAGAUCAGCUUUAGAACCUAUUGGCCAGACCUUUGCUCCCCAGACAGUUCCAGAAAUCCAGAUGGUGGAGGGUUUUAAAGGUCCACAAGCAACUACAGAAGUUGCAGCACUAGCAGGAGUAAAAAUUCGAGAAACAAGUCAAGCUGCUCUGCAGCUGGAAAAUACUGAUGCUUCAAAAAUUUCAGAAUCUACUUUCAAGCCUGUUGCUGUAACAGCAAAAGAUUCAGAAGAUACUUCAUUACUGAGACGAGAGGAGCCGAGAGAAUUAAGAUAUGAGGGUGAAUCAAGUGUGAGAGGUCCCCUGUCUUUGCAGAAUGAAGCUAUGAGUGGCCUAGGAGGAGUCCUAAGACCAGUGGCUGUGGUGGAAGCAGAAACUUUGAAAACAAUUUCACCAUCUUUGCAAAUGGAAGGUGUAAAGGCUUCCGAAGCUGUGCACUGUGGGACUGUGGCCAGAGGUUUAGCAGCAACAGUGGGUUCAACAGUGGUGUCAAAAGCUUCAGACAUAAAUUUUGAGGGUAUGGCAGUAGAGGCAGGCUCAGAUGCCAGUCUGGCUAUGAAAGUAGAAGCAAGUCCAGGGCUUCCUGCCUUGGAAGAAAUGUCGGAAAGGCCUCCUGAAUCUGUGGUUGCAUGUGUAAGCAUGGAAGCGGUUAGGGAGUCUGAUGCAUUAGCAGGAAUGAUGCAUUUGAAAGCCACAGCAGAUGGAGAACCAAAACAUACAGAAGCAGUUGCAGAACCUCUUGGUGCAAACAGAACAGAGAGCUACAUUUCACAGUCUCAGGUCAUGGCACAUACAAGAAUGCCACAACCUGAUACAGUAGGGGACAUAAAGGAUUCUGAACUAGCUACCAGUUCUGCCACCGUAGAAGUGAGGGAUUUAGACAACUUGAAAGUUGAGGCAGUUGCAGAGGUAAGAGAUGUGGAAGUGAGAUCAAAAACUUCACACUUAACACAGAUGAAAAAUUUGGAAAUGGUUGUGGGAUUUGAAACAAGGGCCCUAAUGGAAGGCAUGGGAAGAGCAUUGGCAUCUGAGGUGGUUAGGAAAAUGAGGUAUUCUGAAGUUGCUCCAGAAGAUUCAAACAAAGCAAAGGCAAGGAGUGAAGAAGCAGUAUUAGAACCCCAGCAAACUGUGAUGGUGCAGACUUUAGAAACAAGUUCAAAAUCUAUACAGGAACAAAUAGUAGGUCAUUCAGAAGCAGUAUUAGAGCAUUUGCCCAGAGUGGAGGAAAAAACUAUGGCAUCAGAAAUGGUGACAGAAGUAAGCAACUUGAGAGGAACUUUGGAAUCUAAGAUUUCAACAGAUGUGAGAACUCAGGGACCUACUGUAGAAUAUAUAAUUGCAACAAGGAAGACAAGCGCACAAAAAAAUGAGCCCUCGCUUAGCGAUGUCAAAUAUUUGGAAGAAGCUUCAGAAAUGGAGAAAUCAGUGAAUGCAGAAUACUUGGAGCCAGCAUCAGAAGCUGGAGAACUGAGGUUGGAAAGUAUGAAAGAGUCUGCAACAGUAGAGGUGAAAGGUUCUGAAACAGUCGAAGUGCCUGAGGUACACAUGGAUAUCCAAGGAAAUCUGGGGGCGAUGAAUGUUUUAGAGCAUGUUUCAGAAGCUGUUCCAGAAUCUUUACGUAUUGAAAAGGAAGAAAAUCUGCAAACCAUUCCAGAAGCAAAAGCUGCUGUAGAAUGGAAGAGUACAGAAGAAGCUCCAGAAAUCCUGACUGCUGCUGAAGUGAAAUCUUCUGAAGCAGGUCUAAAACUAGGGGACAUGAAACAUUUGGAAACAUCACUGGAACAUGAAGUGGCAGCAGAAGUACGAUAUGCAGAAGUGCAGUGUCAGCAGGUGGAGGAUGUGAGAGCUCCAGGUCAAGCUCAGGAAUGUGAGAUACUAGUUGAGAAGAAAGAUACAGAGCAAAGUCAAACAUCUGAGCCUUUUACAGCAGAAACAGCUUUCAGCUCUUCACAUGCUGCAGAUGAAAAAGAGACUCCUGAAUCUGAAAUAAUUGGAGACGCGAAACAGUUGGAAGCAGCUCCAGCUGAUGUGGCAGAAACAAAAGGUUUGGAAACCGUUUCUCUUCCUGACACUGUUGUAGAGCUGAAAGAUACAGAAGCAGCUGUGGGGUUGGAGGGAGAGACACAAGAUUUGGAAGCAGCUUCAGUACCUGAGACUGCUGAAGAAGCAGAGCCAGUACCUGUGGCAGAGGCAGGCCAGGUGGAAGUCAUUCCACAGGCUGAGGCUGUCAAAGAAGCAACUCCAGAACAGGAUUCAGAGAAAAGAGAUUCAGAAACAUCCGAUGUACAGCCUGAUGUGGCGGCACGAAUGAAAGAGACUCUGAUGAGACUCGAGAAAGUUGUUGAAAAAAGUAGCCAUAGAAGCAGUGAUAAAAAACAUGAUGCAAAGAAACAAAAAAGGAGUCGCUCCAAAUCUCACUCCAGGUCUAGGAAGCGGAAGAAAAAAUCAAGGUCACGUUCCACUUCUAGACGUUUGACCUCUAAAAGAGCACGUUCUAGGAGCAGAAACUAUUCAGAUUCCAGAAAAAAGCAUUCCAAAUCUAGAUCCCGAUCUGUGGAGAAGAGAGAGAGAAGAGUGUCUUCCCGGAGGUCUAGGCGCAGACGUUCCAGGUCAUCUGACCACUACAGGUCUAAAUCGAGAUCAGCAGAGAAGAGAGGGAGCAGAUUGUCCAGACGCAGACGUUCCAGGUCAUCUGACCGCUACAGGUCUAAAUCCAGAUCAGUGGAAAAGAGACUGUCCUCCCGAAGGUCCAGACGCAGGCGUUCCAGGUCGUCUGACCGCUACAGGUCUAAGUCCAGGUCAGUGGAAAAGAGACUGUCUUCUCGAAGGUCUGGGCGGAGACGUUCCAGGUCAUCUGACCGCUACAGGUCUAAGUCCAGGUCAGUGGAAAAGAGACUGUCCUCCCGAAGAUCUGGGCGCAGACGUUCCAGGUCAUCUGACCGUUACAGGUCUAAGUCCAGGUCAGUGGAAAAGAGACUGUCCUCCCGAAGGUCUGGGCGCAGACGUUCCAGGUCGUCUGACCGUUACAGGUCUAAGUCCAGGUCAGUGGAAAAGAGACUGUCCUCCCGAAGGUCUGGGCGUAGACGUUCCAGGUCUUCUGACCGCUACAGGUCUAAGUCCAGGUCAGUGGAAAAGAGGGGGAGCAGGUUGUCCUCUUGGAGAUCCCGCCGCAGACGUUCUGGGUCUUCUGACCGUUCUAAAUCUAGAUCCAGAUCUUCAGAAAAGAGAGGAGGCAAAGAAUACUCAUGGAGAUUCAGACAUAGAGGAUCUGGUUCCUCUGAUCGUUCAAAAUCUAGGUCAAGAUCUGUUGAGAAGAGAGGUCGGAAGGCAUCUCUGCGGAGAUCUAAACGUCAGCGGUCAAAGUCCUCUGACCGUUACAAGUCUCGAUCCAGAUCAGUAGAAAAAAGAGAUCGAAAGCAGUCUUCACGGAAGUCUAAACGUCAGCGCUCAAAGUCUUCUGACCGUUACAAAUCUAGAUCUAAAUCAGUGGAAAAAAAGAAAGAGUCUUCACGGAAGUCUAAGCGUCGCCGCUCAAAAUCAUCUGAACGUUACAAGUCUCGGUCUAGGUCUGUCGAAAAAAAGCGCAAGGAAUCUUCAAAAAAAUCCAAACGGAAACGUUCCAAGUCGUCUGAUAGUGUUAAGUCAAGGUCAAAAUCUGUAGAAAAAAGAGGGAGUAAAUUAUCCUCAGUGAAGUGUAGCAGCAAAGGUGUGGAAUCUUCUGAAUGUCAGGAUUCAACCCAGUGUCUUGAAGAAGGAGAAAUUGUUGAACAGUCUUCUGCAAGUGAAGACAGUCCCCGCAAAUCCUCUAAUGGUCCCAUGUCAGUAGCUUUGUCUGAUGAAAGGGUAAAUGGCCCAGAGCUGCCUCCAGCAUUUGAUAGUGGGUUUUCCAAAACUUCUGACAGUCUUGAGAGCAGUUCCUCGUCUGUUAAAGAAAUAGCAGGUCUACAGCCUUCUGUGGUGUCCGAAUUUGAUAGCUCCAGAAUCUCAGAUGACCAGGAAAGAUCACAGGUUUCAGAGCUUUCUGUGACAUCUGGAAAUGGAUCAGCUGAAAAAGCAGUGGCUCUGGAGUCCUCACUACCUGAACUUACAUGCUCCACAUCCAAGUCAAGAUCCUCAUCUGUUGAAAAAAGAGAUCCAGAAACUUCUUCGGUAACAGAAUUUCAGCUCUCUGCAUCCCAUGAGGAUGAGUCGAGAUCUACUUCUGUCAAAGAAAUAGAGGGUCCAGAGUCUCUUCUGACACUUGAAAGUGGAUGCUCUGUGUCUUCAGAUGAUUACAAGACAACCUCCUUAGCCUCCAGAAGAACAGAGGUUCAGGAAUCUUUGAUGUCUGAAAGUGUACUCUCUGGCUUGCCUGAUGCUCAUGAAUUGAGACAUACCCCAGUUGAAAAAACAGAGCCUCAGAACUUUUUACAAGUACCUGAAAGUGAAUCUUCUGAAGCAGCAGAGGCUCAAAAUUCUGUUCUAGCACCUGAAGUUCCAUGCUCUGCAUUCCCUGAUGACUGUGAGUCAGCCUCCUUGCCUGCUGAAAAGGGCCAGAUGCAGGAGCCUUCUUUGGCUUCUGACAGUGGAUGCUUCAGAUCUCCUGAUGCUCAUGAACCCGGAUCUAGCUUUAAUGCACAAACAGAGGAGCUUCUGUUGAUGUCUGAAAGUGGGUCCUUCAGGUCACCUGAUGGAAAUGAACAAAGGUCUUUUUCUGUUGAAAAAGUCAAGGUUCCAGAUGUUUCCUUGCAAGCGGAAUGCGGCCGUGUUGAGAUCUUGGACGACCUCGUUUCAGCAUCGUCAUUUGGAAGAGUACAGGAAGCUGGACUGACAACUGUAGGGCAAAGCUGCAAGUCUUCUGGAGUUCAUGAGUCCAGAUCAUCUGUUGACAAAGAUGGUCUAACACUUCCACAAGUAGUCGAAAUUGAGUGCUCUGAACCUUCUGAAAUGCAUGAAUCGAGAUACCUGCCUGCUGGAAAAAUAGAGGGUGCAGGAUCUGUAUUGAUGUCUAGAAGUGGAAUUCCUGUGUGCCAUGAUGGCCAUAAAACAAAACACAAUUACUUUGAGAAAACAGAAGGUGCAGAACUGUUGUUGGCAUCUGAACUUAGGUGUUCUGUCUUCCCUGAAAGCUAUGAAUUGACAUCCACUGCAGUUGAAAAAAUGGAGAUGCAGAGGCUGGAAAGUGGAUUCUCCAAGUCUGGUGAUGUUUGUGAAGCAUUAAGCACACCUAUGGAAAAACUACAGGCCCCAGUGACUUCGCUGACAUCUGAAGGUGGGCUUUUCAUGUUGCCAGAUAGUCAUGAACUGAGACCUGUCCCUGCUGAAGAAGUGGAGGUGCUAAAGUCAUCUGAACUGAAGUGUGUUGCAUCCCCAGAUGACCACAAGUUGAGAUCUGUCUAUCAUGAAGAAAUACAGGUGCAGGAGCCACCUCUGAUAGUGGAAGGUAGAUGUUCAGUUUUGUCUGAUGGUGAUGAGUUGACGUCCACCUCUUUUGAAAAAAUUGAGGUAGAGGAGCCUUCUCAGUUGUCUGCAAAUGAAUACACAAUUGGGCUUGAUGGCCCAGAGUUGACAUCAACCCCUGCUGAAAAAACAGAACUGCGGGAACUUUAUCGGAUGUCUAAAGAAAGAUGCUCUGUGUCUGCUGAGAGUGAGGAGUUGCGGACACCCCUAAUUGAAAAGAUAGAAGUGCAAAAGCCUGCUCUGACAUCUGAAAAUGAAUAUGCUAUGUCUUGGGAAGGCCAGAUGGCAUCUAGCUCUCCUGAAAAGGUAGAGAUACAGGAGGCUUCUGUAGUACCUGGCAGUGAACAUGCUGUGUCUUCUGAAGAACACGAAUUGUCUUCCCUUGCUGAAAAAACAGAGAUACAGGAGUGUUCUUUGCUGUCUGAAAAUGAAUAUGUUGCAUCACCUCACAGCCAGGAGGUGGCAGCCAGCCCUGCUGAGAAAGAGGUGCAGGAGCCUUCUCUGACAUCUGACAGUGGAUAUACUGUCUUCCCUGAAGGCCAAGGAUUACAGUUUACCCUUGCUGAAAAAAUAGUGGUACAGGGACCUUCACUAAUAUUGGACAGUCAAUAUGUUGCAUCCUCCGAGGGUCAGGAGUUGCACUCUGCUGUCACUGAAAAAACAGAGGGACAGGAGUGUUCUUUGCUGUCUGAAAAUGAGUAUGAUGUAUCCCCUCAACGCUGUGAUUUAAGGUCCAGUCCUGUUGAAAAAGAAGAAAUGGAGGAGCCUUCUGAAACAUCUGAAAGUGAAAGUUCAAUGUCCACUGAUAGCCAAGAGCUGCAGUCUGCUGCUGUUGGAAAAACAGAGGUGCAGGAGUUGUCUUUGUCUGAAGGUGAAUGCGCCAUGUCUCCUGGAGGUCAGGAGAUGCGGUCCAGCUCUGCUGAAAAAGUAGAGGCAAAGGAACCUCUGACGUCUGAAAAUGUUCUGUCCCCUCAAGAAUGUGAAUCAAGGUUGACUCGUGCUGAGAAAACAGAGGAUAUGAAUUCUUCUUUGACAUCUGAAAACGACAAUCUUUUGUCUUUUGAGGGCCAGGAUGUAAGAUUCACAGCUGUUCAGAAAGCAGAUUUGCAGGAGCUUUCAUCAACUCCUGAAAAUGAACAUGCAGCAUCUCCUUAUGGCCAGGAGUUGAGAUUCUCUGCUAUUGGAAAAGAAGGUGGUUUCGAAGUUUCAACGCUAAAUGAUAGCAUCUCCAUGUCCCCUGAUGAUUUGAAAGCCAUCCCUGCCGAAAAAAUGGACGAUGCAAUGCCAUCUUUAAUUCCUGAAAGUGCAUCUUCCAUGUCCCCUGAUGGCUACAGUGUAAAAUCUGGUCCUGGUGAAGAAACAGGAGAUCUAGAGCCCUCUUUGAUAUCUGAACGUAGACAUUCUACAUCCUCGUAUCAGGAGAGCCGUGAGCUGAAAUCUCCCACGGAGGAAGAAGGUCUAGAGUCCUCUUUGACUCCUGAACAUAGACGAUCUGUGUCCCCUGAGGGCCAUGACCGAAAGUCUAUCGUAGAUGAAGAAAUGGAUGAUCGGGAGCCCUCUUUGACAUCUGAACAUAGGCGCUCCACAUCCCCUGAUGACCAUGAGUCAAGAUCUAGCAUUGGUGAAGAAGCAGAGUAUCUGGAGCAGCCUUUGACAACAGAACGUAGAUGCUCUGUGUCUUCUGAUGAGCAUGAGUCAAGGUCUACCGCUGGGGAAGAGGUAGAGGAUGUAGAACCCUCCCUUACAGCUGAACGAAGAGACUCCACAUCUUCUGAUGAGCGUGAGUCGAGGUCUACUGUUGGUGAAGAUGCAGAAGAUGGGGAGCCCUCUUUGACAGCUGAACGUAGGCACUCCACAUCCUCUGAUGACCGUGAAUCAAGGUCUACAACUGGUGAAGAAACAGAGGAUUUAGAACCUUCUUUGACAGCUGAACACAGACGCUCCGUGUCUCCUGAUGGCCGUGAAUCAAGGUCAACCACUGGUGAAGAAGCAGAGGACCGGGAGUGCUCUCCAACAGCUCAACGUAGACACUCCACAUCCUCAGAUGAAUCUGAGUCAAGGUCUACUGCUGGUGAAGAUGUGGAUGAUGUAGAGCCCUCCUUGACGGCUGAACGAAGAGAUUCCACAUCAUCAGAUGAUCAUGAGUCAAGGUCUACCACCGGUGAAGAAGCAGAGGAUGUGGAACCCUCUUUGACAACUGAACACAGACGUUCCACAUCCCCUGAUGGACGUGAAUCGAGGUCUACCACAGGCGAAGAAGUGGAUGAUGUGGAGCCUUCUUUGGCAGCUGAACGAAGAGACUCCACGUCGUCAGAUGAGCAUGAGUCAAGGUCUACCACUGGGGAAGAGGGUGAGGAUGGAGAGCCCUCUUUGGCAGAUGAAGAUAAACAAGAUUCCAUGCCUCUUGAGAGGUCGGAGGAACAGGACUCUUCCUUUGUACCUGAAAGUAGGCGUUCUGAGUCUUCUGAACGUGAGAAAUCCAGAUCCAGAUCUGUUGAUAAAAUGUCUGACAAAGAGUCUUCACAGAGAUCCAUAAGCAGGCACUCAAAGUCUCCUGCUCACCAAAAGAGUCGAUCUGCAUCUGUUGAAAAAGUGGCAGACAGAGAAUCUUCACGAAGAUCUAGACGUAGGCGCUCCAGGUCUACUGCUCACCCGAAGAGUAGAUCCACAUCUGUUGAAAAAACAACAGACAAAGAAUCUUCACGGAGGUCUAGACGUAGGCGCUCCAGGUCCACUGCUCGCCAAAGGAGUCAGUCAACAUCGGUGGAAAAAGUGGCAGACAAAGAAUCUUCACGGAGAUCUAGACGCAGGCGCUCCAGGUCCACCGCUCGCCAAAGGAGUCGAUCCAAAUCAGGUGAAAAAACAGCAGACAAAGAAUCUUCACGGAGAUCUAGAAGCAGACGCUCCAGGUCUUCUCAGCGCAGAUCCCAGAGAUACGAUACAGAAUCUCGUUCUAGACGGAAUCGCUCCAGAUCAGUAACACGGAGAAGAGCAUCAAGAUCAAAAUCUAAUCGUCGGUCUCGGUCUAGUUCGUUGUCGCGUUCAAGGCAUAGAAGGAGGAGUAGGUCAAGGUCAGCAUCAAGGCGGCGGCGUUCUUUAUCAAGAGACAGGCGUAAGAGAUCACAGAGAAACAGAUCAAGAUCUACUGAUAGAAGAAGAAGAAGAUCAGAUUCAAGAGAUCGUAGAAUAUCACUCAGACUACGGAGCAGGAGUCGAACACCUAUUCGUCAAAGGCGAUCAAGGUCAAGAGGAAGAAGACGGAGCUCUAGUAGGUCACCAAUUCGGCUGCGGCGAUCAAGAUCUUCAGGGAGAAGAAGAUACAGCAGAUCACCUGAUCGUCGUAGGUCAAGGUCAUCGGAAUUUUCAAACAGGUCACCUAAACGUCUUACAGACUUGGACAAGGCCCAGCUACUCGAAAUAGCCAAAGCUAAUGCAGCUGCCAUGUGUGCUAAGUCUGGUGUUCCCUUACCACCAAGCCUGAUGCCUUUGUUAUCUCAAAAGAAAGACGACAAAGCCAACCAGAAGUCAUCAAGAGAUACGCUAAAGGAGCUUACUGAGAAAUGCAAGAAGAUUGCCCAGAGCACAGAUGAUGUGAUAGUGAACAAACCUCAUGUUUCUGAUGAAGAGGAGGAAGAGCGUCCUUUCUAUAAUCAUCCUUUUAAGCUCAGUGAACCCAAACCUAUAUUUUUCAAUUUAAGUACUCCCAGCAUAAAACCAGCACCACCUCCACAACCAAAAAAUCAAGUCAGCCUGUCAAAGGAAUUCCCUGUUUCAUCUGGGUCUCAGCAUAGGAAAAAGGAAGCAGAUAGUGUCUAUGGAGAAUGGGUUCCAGUUGAAAAAGGCAAAGAAGACAGCAAGGAUGAUGUUUUCCCCAAACCAUCCAUUGAGGGCGUGGACAUAACUACAGCUAUGAAUGAUCGAGCAAUAGCUCAGAAAAGGCUUAAUGAAAACACAUUUGAUUUAGAGGCCAUGUGCAUGUUAAAUCGUGCACAGGAGCAGAUUGAUGCCUGGGCUCAAUCAAACUCCAUACCUGGCCAGUUCACAGGAAGUACUGGAGCACAGAUAUUGUCCUCGGAUGAGCUGACCAACAGUGGUCCCCAAGCAUGGAUUAGAAAGGAUCAGUUCUUAAGAGCAGCCCCUGUAACUGGAGGAAUGGGAGCUCAACUGAUGAGAAAAAUGGGCUGGAGAGAAGGAGAAGGGCUUGGGAAAAACAAAGAAGGCAGUGUUGAGCCAAUUAUGGUGGACUUUAAGACAGACCGGAAAGGGCUUGUUGCUGUGGGAGAGAAGGCACAGAAGAGAUCUGGACAUUAUGUUGUGAUGAAGGAUCUUUCAGGUAAACAUCCCGUUUCUGCUUUGAUGGAGAUCUGUAACAAAAGAAGAUGGUCACCACCUGAAUUUGUGUUGGUGGAUGACAGUGGGCCUGAUCAUCGCAAACAUUUUAUCUUUAAGGUGAGAGUCAAUGGAAAUGAAUACAGGCCUACUUUUGCCAGCCUUAACAAGAAGCAUGCUAAAGCCACAGCAGCAACUGCGGCUCUCCAAGCGAUGGGACUUGUACCAAAGGAAAGCAUGGUUAAUACCACCAUGUUUAGGAGUGCCUCACACCGCUAGAUAUUGUUUUUUAUAUUGACAUUAUUUCAGAUAAUUUUACUCUGCACAAAAAUGGUAUUUGCCCUUUCAUGUUGUAAAUACAUUGGCAAUUCCCACGUUGUAAAAACUGUACAGACACCUUCAGGUUUUUCUUUUGUACCAUCAAAAUGUAUUUAAAUCAUACUUAGUUUUUGGUAUGUUUAUAUUGUUUACAUUAGUGAUGUAAUUAUUUCUUAAAUGACUAAAUCAGACGACAGACUCUGGAGGCAUCAGUAAUUGAAACCCUUGUUUUAAAGCUCGUGCGAUUCCUCUUCAAUACGGAAUGUUAACACUUUCAUACUGUUUUGUACGAUGCUGCAGUUUUCCCUGGUCUCGGUAAAGCUAUCUGUGCACUUUGCCGGCAGCUGGUGAAGGUCACCCGCUCACCCAUGGCUGGUCGAGGCUGGUGCAUGCUGCCGGAUAGGUACCGGGCAAUGCCGCGGCCCCGCGAGAAAGCACGUGGUGGUAGCCCUGUUGUACAGUGUUAGCACCGCGGCUGCUGUCUGUGUUCAGUCCAGGGUUGGACUUGGUGGUGCACUGCAGCUGGCCCCGCAGCCCAUGCUCCAGGAUGUACGUGAUUUAGGCAGAAGACAUGCACUCGGAGGGACGGCAGGAAGUCCAGCAGUGGAUCCCAUGAGACUCGCGAUGUGAAGGUGACUCUCCCUGCAUGUUCUAAGAAGGGAGAUGAUGGAGUUGUCUAUUCCAAACAAAUUAACACACUGCCUGAUGUUGAUUGUAUGAUUUUGUGGUUAAUGUGAAUUUUAAACUCUUAACAAAUCUACAACUGGAUUUGGGGGGGGGGGGGGGAGGGAAGGGAUAGAAUGACGCUUAAAUUGUUGUACCCAACUUGGUCAAUAAAAGCAGCACAAGUUCAUAAUCUUAAUCACUGGUCAGUAAGCAGUAAUUCAAGUGUCUGCCAAGUUGACUUGUGGAAGAAGGGCGCAGUGUAAGAGUAUGCUGAAGAUCACCAAUAACUGUUAGAGCUGCAGGGUCACUUCUGGUUGCUUUGGAGUAUUACCAAAUUAAUUCCGUGGGCUUCCACUUUCCAUAAUGGUACUCUGCCCUCAAGGAGAAAGCCUGAUCCAGAGUUCGGGCAGUUUGACAAGGGAGAGGAUGUACAAAGCUUUUCCUUCUUUUACAUUUCUCCCCCCCCCCCCCCCCCCCUUCUUUUUUCCCCCUUUAAUUUAAGUGUUAGUACUUGAUCUGUGAUCACUUUGGAUUGGAAAGGGCAUUGCACACCUCUGUCUGGAUUUGUCUGAGUUAUGAUCAGGUUGCCAGGAUUUAUGGACUUCUGCAGCUCAGGUGCUUAUUUCAGAAAAGUCUUUUUGAGGUUUCUUUGUAUUACACCCCCUGAGCAGAGCCUCGUCUGGGAUAGGAACAAAACACAGUUUGUACACAGCAAGGCUGCGCUCAGGCCUUAAAGCGUGUGAGUUUCUCCAUGGUAAUAGGAACACAGAGGUGAAGAAUUACUAGUACCUCUUCCACAAAGUAAGAUGACCUGUGUGUAUUCUGCCAACUGUUAAAGAACAAGGUGUCUUUCUGUGCCCUGAAGGGACAAGGGUCAUGUCUUAUGUACAGCAGAGAAAUGGUGUUUGGUUGUUGACUGCCCACUUCCAAAAAAUAAAGACCCUUACUCGUCUGUCAAAGUGCUCUAGGCCUAAGUUAAUUUUCAUGAACAUAAUUGUCUGUAAUUAAAACUUUUUUCCCUUUGGC
Pezoporus flaviventris is the source of this 13950-nucleotide messenger RNA. RefSeq names its product SON DNA and RNA binding protein (gene SON). Gene Ontology annotation, biological process: regulation of cell cycle; regulation of mRNA splicing, via spliceosome. The record is from RefSeq and is a predicted model, not a curated record. The coding region runs from base 310 to 12219 and encodes 3969 amino acids. NCBI's taxonomy places the organism in Eukaryota, Metazoa, Chordata, Aves, Psittaciformes, Psittacidae. The transcript is spliced from 12 exons. Gene Ontology annotation, molecular function: RNA binding.